ACGGAGCAGAGGCAGAAAAGCGGCAGGGAGCUGCCAGCAUCGUCUCAUAUCGUCGCAGAACAGAAAGGUGCCACAAUACUGGAGCUUUAGACUGUAAAUAGAUAAUGACCAUAAGCGGGAAUUAACUGGAUAAAUCAUCACAUUCUCAAAAUACCGCUCCGUGUCAGCGGAGAUAUGGAGACGCCGGGGAGGAUAGCAGCCACUCCGGACGCCCUAGACUUCACAGUGGAAAACGUGGAAAAGGCCCUGCACCAGUUGUACUAUGAUCCCAAUAUAGAGAACAAGAAUUUGGCUCAGAAAUGGCUGAUGCAGGCCCAGGUCUCCCCUCAGGCCUGGCAGUUCUGCUGGGCCCUGCUCAGCCCAGAUAAGGUUCCAGAGAUCCAGUACUUUGGCGCCAGUGCGCUCCACACCAAGAUUUCUCGCUACUGGUCAGACAUCCCUACAGACCAGUACGAGUCUCUGAAGACCCAGCUGUUCUCUCAGAUCGCCUGCUUCUCUUCGGGCUCCAAGAUGGUGCUCACUCGGCUGUGUGUGGCCCUGGCCUCGCUGGCUCUCAACACCAUGCCCGAGGCCUGGCCCGGCGCCGUGGCAGAAAUGGUGCGGGUGUUCCAGGAGGAAGGGGGAGGGGUGGAUGGACGGGCACGCUGCUUGGCAUUGCUGGAGUUGCUCACUGUCCUGCCUGAAGAGUUCCAGACCAGCCGGCUGCCACAGUACCGAAAGGGACAGGUGCGGGGGGCCCUGGGCCGCGAGUGGGGGUCAGUGUGUCCCUUGCUGCAGCAGCUGCUGCGCAGGGCGGACAGCCCUGGGGCAGUGAAAGCUCGCGUGCUGCGCUGCCUGUCAUCCUGGGUGCUGCUUGAUGUGCCUCUCAGUGAGAGUGAAGGCCUGGUGCAUGACUGCUUCAGUGCCCUGCCCGACCCGGAGCUCUUCGACACCGCUGUAGAAGCGAUAGUCAAUGCCAUCUCACAGCCAGACUCCCAAAGAUAUGUAAACACCCUGCUGAAGCUGGUUCCCCAGGUGCUGGCCCUGCAGGAUCAGCUCAGAGAGGCUGUGCAGAGCGGGGACAUGGAGACCUGCCACGGGAUCUGCCGCAUCGCUGUCACACUGGGAGAGAACCACUCCAGGACUCUGUUGGAGCAGGUGGAGCACUGGCAGGGCUUCCUGGCCUUAGUCAACAUGAUCAUGUUUUGUACCGGGAUCCCUGGCCACUAUCCAGUCAACGAGACUACCAGCUCCCUCACACUCACAUUUUGGUACACACUACAAGAUGAAAUCAUGUCAUUUGAGUUGGACAGGCAGACAGUGUACCUACAGGUCUACAGGCCGGUAUAUUUCCAGCUGGUGGAUGUCCUGCUGCACAAAGCCCAGUUCCCCUCUGACCAGGAGUACGCAUCUUGGUCUUCAGAUGAGAAAGAACAGUUCAGGAUCUACAGGGUGGAUAUCUCAGACACACUCAUGUAUGUGUAUGAGAUGCUGGGAGCCGAGCUGCUUAGUAAUCUGUAUGAUAAACUAGGAAGAUUGUUGACUAAUACAGAGCAGCCCACGUCAUGGCAGCACACAGAGGCAUUGCUGUACGGGUUCCAGUCCAUAGCAGAAACUAUAGAUGUGAAUUACUCAGACGUCAUUCCAGGCCUGAUAGGACUCAUCCCCAGAAUCAACAUCAACAACGUCCAGCUGGCGGACACCGUCAUGUUCACUAUAGGUGCUCUAGCAGAAUGGCUGGCAGAUCACCCAGUGAUGCUGAGCAGUGUCCUGCCCUUGGUGCUGCAGGCCUUAGGGAACCCAGACCUUUCUGUUUCUUCUGUCUCCACACUCAAGAAAAUCUGUAGGGAGUGCAAAUAUGACCUGCCACCCUACGCGACCAACAUAGUAGCCGUCUCUCAGGAGGUGCUCAUAAAGCAGAUCCACAAGACGAGUCAGUGCAUGUGGCUGAUGCAGGCGUUGGGCUUCCUGCUCUCUGCUCUCCCAGUGGAGGACAUCCUGAGAAACCUCCACUCCCUCAUCACCCCAUACAUUCAGCAACUGGAGAAGCUUGCAGACGAGACGCCUAAUCCCUCCAAUAAGCUAGCAAUCAUCCACAUCUUGGGGCUGCUCUCCAAUCUGUUCACUACGUUGGACAUCAGCAAGCAAGACGAUGAGUCAGGGGAGGGCUCAGCACCACCUGUCAAAACAACCCCACCCCCACCUGGACCAAACCCGGUGGUGGUAGUUUUGCAGCAAGUAUUUGCGCUCAUACAGACCGUACUAAGCAAGUGGCUCAACGACUCCCAGGUGGUGGAGGCGGUGUGUGCGAUCUUUGAGAAGUCAGUGAAGACUCUGCUCCAUGACUUUGCUCCCAUGGUGUCUCAGCUGAGUGAGAUGCUCGGGCAGAUGUACAGUACAAUACCCCAGGCUUCAGCCCUAGAUCUCACGCGACAGAUGGUGCAUAUCUUUGCCAGUGAGACAGACCACUUCCCACCCAUCAAGGCUCUGUUUGAGCUUGUUACCUCGGUAACGCUCUCCAUCUUCCAGCAAGGACCCAGGGAUCAUCCUGAUAUUGUUGAUUCAUUUAUGCAACUCCAAGCUCAGGCCCUCAAACGGAAGCCCGAUUUGUUCUUGUCUGAGAGUCUUGACGUGAAAGCAGUGUUCCACUGUGGAGUUCUGUCACUCAAAUUUCCUGAGGCUCCAACAGUCAAGUCCACAUGCUUGUUCUUUACGGAGUUGUUACCCCACUGCUCAGAUGUGCCCCCAGUGGCCAGGGUGGUGCAGGAGGAUGGCAAACUGUUGGUGCAGGCUGUGCUAGAGGGGAUUGGGGGUGGAGCUUCGCGGAGUCUGAUGGACCAGUUUGCAGAAGUGCUGUUCUGUCUGAACAAGCACUGCUUCGCUCUGCUGUCUGUGUGGCUGAAGGAGGCACUGCAGCCCCCAGGAUUCCCCUCUUCUCGGGUCACGGCUGAACAGAAAGACACUUUCUCCCAGCAGAUACUCAGAGAGCGAGUGAACAAGCGGAGGGUGAAGGACAUAGUGAAGGAGUUCACGUUGGUGUGCAGAGGGCUCCAUGGUACAGAGUAUGCAGCUGAAUACUGAAACUCUACCUUUGAACUUUGACCUAACCGUGACCUCUGCCCUCCAUGCAAAACAGCUGGAUGCCCCAACAACAGUUUUCACCAACCCCGACACUGAAGAUUUCAUUAAAUGAUUGUAAUGAUACCCGCCCUGCUACAGGAGAAGAUGUGGAACCAUUCCAGUGCAAACCUGCCAUCGGAUUUACAGACGAACAGCAAAACUACAUCCACAGUGGCUUUAGGGAGGCUGCCUUCUCUGCUCCGAUUAUUUUCUCUUUUUCUUUUAUAGAUUUCUCUUUUUUUCUGUCUCUCUCUCUCCUCACUUGAGGUUCCUUAGACUUAUGUUUUAUGUAUUAAAGAGCUGUGAGCAGCACUCCCAGCAUGCUCUCUGUUCAUGCUUCUUUUAUUUUUCUAUUUUCUUCUGCCUUUCUAGAUCUUCCGUGGCUCCUAGGUUGUUUCCUGGUGAUUAGCAUCCAUAUGAAAUGGUAGUGGUAUCGUACGUAGCUAGUUGACAUAUUUUUCGAAUGAAAUCAAAUUAAUUAUAUAAAUGUAUAUGUAUACAUAUAUAGAAAGAUGGGGUUGUCAGUCCUGCUGCUGCUAAUGGGAAAAAGAGAAGGGCGGAUGUCAGGAGGGGAUUCUGCAGGCAAAAAGACAUUUAUACAACACCAUAUAAACACCAACUCAUGCCCCCUGCGCUCUCUGCAUUUGCCAAAUUUUUGUGAAACAUUUUGUGAACUUCUUUUCCCCUUAUAUUUGCCUUUAUGGGGCAUGAGUGGAGAAAGAAAACUACAGACCACAUACUGGACUAAAAUCAGUCUGCUCUCUUGCCCAGCCCUGUAUCUCGGGCUGUACCUCAUGUACAUACAGUACCACCCAGUCUUACUGUAGUGUCCCCUGGAUGUAAAAGUGUGUUUUUUAUGUAGUGGUCCCUUAGGGAGAGCAGGACUGCUUAGGGAGACGUUGGAGAGAAAAGGAAGUACAGUAGUUGGCAGGGAGAAAGGGGCACAAGAAUGAAAUGGAGAAGGGAAUAGAGUGCUUGGAGGGAUUAAUCAUCCCCACGUUGGACUGCAUAGUUACUGUAAUCGUGCAAAAUUAUUAAUCAAGUUGUGCAUAUUAACAGUUAUUACUGAACACUUCUGUGUAUUUGAGUGAAUGCGUGUGUACAUACCCGUAUGUUUGAGAGGUGUGUGUGCACAGAUGUAUCUUUUUCCACUUGUUCAGUGCACUUAUAUUGGACCUACACAUGCAUAACUUCCUCCUAUCUUUUAAACGGAGCCCCAUCCAUUUGUCGACACCACACUUAUUUAGGCUGCUCUUUUCUUACAGACUGACCAGGCAUGCCCAGAAUCUCACCUCCACUGCUCACUGAAAUCACAGCCAUCCAUUAACCUCCUUAUCAUCUUGAAUGACCAACCAGUGGUAGUCAUUGACUAGACUAAUCUAUCACUGUUACGAUUUGUCAAACUGCACACCAACUGCUCUUAACUGAUGCUUGUGAACAAGCUACCUGAAUCCUUUCACCUGUCGGGGUGACUGCCUUGGAGAGGACCAAGAAGGAUUAGAGAGCCCUGGAACAAAAUAUAAGAGAGAUAAUGCACAUUUGGAAUAAAAAAAAAAAAAAUAACUGGCAUCCUAUACCCAUUCGUUAUAGUCAAUAUUGACAAAGUGAUGUGACGGCUGCCCGUACACACCAAGCAGCAGCAUCUAGAAGACUGUCUAGUGAAUCAGCAGGAAUGGUAUAACACACAGCAUCAAAAUGUACUUUGUGGUCUCCGAUAAUGUUAUCUCAGUCUAAUCCUUCUGUCUUAUCCGAGGUGCCUGCAGACAUGUAGCAUGUAUGUGUUUUGUGGGGGUUUGGGGUUCAGGGGACAGAGAAACUCAAUGUGUGUGACACUGUAGAAGGACUUGAUGUACGGUGAGACUCGAGGCGGGAUGCAGCUGUGAAAUCAGCUGUCCUACCCCCAAGUCUGUUUUUAACUGUGAUGGAUUGGACAUUAAAAAUGAUCCUGUGUCUAUAUAUGGUCUCAUUAUGAGAGCAAUGUGUGAAAAAAAAAAAAAAAAAAAGUUUGUCACUGUUGAGGAAAAAGAGUA
Myripristis murdjan (pinecone soldierfish) is the source of this 5129-nucleotide messenger RNA. RefSeq names its product importin-13-like. Gene Ontology annotation, molecular function: small GTPase binding. Gene Ontology annotation, cellular component: cytoplasm. Lineage: Eukaryota; Metazoa; Chordata; Actinopteri; Holocentriformes; Holocentridae. The coding region runs from base 175 to 3060 and encodes 961 amino acids. Gene Ontology annotation, biological process: protein import into nucleus. The record is from RefSeq and is a predicted model, not a curated record. The transcript is spliced from 23 exons.